UGUAUAGGGCAGACCAUAUGCGCAGAGGAAGGAUAUCAAGGAUCUGGAAGAUUCUGUAUGGAGGAAUGGUCUCAGAUUCCUCCCAAUAAGUUCUUCAACUCAUAAAACAAAACAACAAAAAAUGUUCGGUGCCGAUAUCCUCACAAGGUAUGGUGAUGUUUUCAGACCUCACUGUAUUUGAAAAGAAUGACCCUUGGACCAGGCAGACACAUUCCCACACCAGACAAUGAUCAAGGAGGUUGAGUAUGGACUUUAUGAUGGUUGUGUAGAACUGAAUCAGUAUUAUCCAUGAGAGUUUGAAUUUCUUCAGCUGACAUAAGAAGUACAUCUGCUGGUGUGUCUUAUUGGUGAUCACUGUGAAGUUGUCCUCCCACUUGAGGUUGUGGGAGAUGAUGGUCCCCAGGAAUUUGAAUAUCUCUGCCGUGCUUACAGCUGAGCCAUUGAUUUCAAGGAGGAGAGAUAGUGAGGGACGCUUCCUGAAGUCAAUCUCCACCUCCAUGAAGGUGUUUGUGGAGUUCUCACCCUCAAAAGCAGUCCCAGGGGAGGAGAACACCCUGCAGCUCUCGGCCCAGCCCGGCUUCCUCUGUGGCCUCAGUGCUGUGGACAAGAGUGUUCACAUCAUGGAACCAGGGAAGAGGUUGGAUGCUGACAAGAUAUUUGAUUCGUUACCAGUCAAGGAGAGAACAUACAUUCCCUACGCGCUUCAAUACCCAGUAGCAUGUUUACGUGUAAGACCAAGAAGAUAUGUAAUGCCAUACCCAAAUGGACCAUCCGAGGAGAAAAAUCAACCUUAUGAAGUUUUUCAGAAACUGGGACUGAAGCUGGCAACUAACCUGGUUUUAAGAGUACCUUCCUGCCUCAGCUACAAGGGGCUGCAGUACCCUUUGCCCGAAGUAGGCUACUAUCCCUACCCUGUAACAAUGACCAGAUUUAACCCGGGUCCAGCGAUUCUGGGUUUAUGUCAAGCUGGACCUGGUGCAGUACCCGGUGAUGGAUUUAGUGCCGCUCCAGCUCCACCACCCAUACAGACAGUCCGUACGUUCUUCCCCGAGACAUGGAUAUGGGAUCUUGUGGAAGAGCACUGCACAGUGAGGCUAACUUCAGGGAGUCUGGAUCAGCAGACGUGCCCCUUACAGUCCCAGAUACCAUUACCAUCUGGGAGACAGAGGCAUUCUACCUGGCCCCUGGCGGCUUAUGUCUGGCUCUUCCUGUGGAGAUCACUGUCUUCCAGCCUUUCUUCCUAGAGCUCACCCUGCCCUACUCCAUCAUCCGUGGAGAGCAUUUUGAGCUGAAGGCCACUGUGUUCAACUACCUGUCCAAGUGUAUCAUGGUUUCUGUGACUCUGGCUCCUUCCUUAAACUACACUCUCACACCCCUGAAUGAUGUCCAGUAUUCAUCAUGCUUGUGUGCCCGGCCAAACUGAGCAAUUGGGGCAGAAGGCUUUGGUCAGGGAGGUGACCAAGCACCCGAUGGUCACUCUGACAGAGCUCCGGAGUUUGUCUG
Molecule: messenger RNA, 1503 nt
Organism: Oncorhynchus tshawytscha (Chinook salmon)
Lineage: Eukaryota; Metazoa; Chordata; Actinopteri; Salmoniformes; Salmonidae
Product: murinoglobulin-1
Exons: 7
Coding region: 390-1244 (284 amino acids)
Source: RefSeq, a predicted model, not a curated record